Molecule: messenger RNA, 2282 nt
Organism: Sciurus carolinensis (gray squirrel)
Lineage: Eukaryota; Metazoa; Chordata; Mammalia; Rodentia; Sciuridae
Gene: Ddx56
Product: DEAD-box helicase 56
Exons: 14
Coding region: 197-2092 (631 amino acids)
Cellular component (GO): nucleolus
Molecular function (GO): ATP binding; nucleic acid binding; RNA helicase activity
Source: RefSeq, a predicted model, not a curated record
GGCCCGACUGGCAGGAAAAGUCUGGGAUCUCCAGACCACCACCAUUCCCCUGAGAACAGCUACUACAGUGAUCUUCACGCAGCCUAUCAACUGGCCUCAGAGGCUCCGUGACUAUCGUGCGCCCCGUGGCACUGCUCUUUUCUCAGUCACCCCACGGCUGGAUCCCAACAGCACCCAAGCGGAAAAUGUCCUGCUGAUGCUACUCCUGAGGUUCGCGGGAACCGGAGAGUGCAGAAAGAAUCCGGGUGAGCGUCUGCGUCCGGAGAUCCGAGCAGACAGCAACCAGCCGCUUAGCUUCAGACCUCCACCCGAACGCCGGAAACCUGGGAGCCUGAACUUCCGGAAAGUGGCGAUUUCUACGAAGCUGAUUGGUUGUUGCUUUGAGUCGCCCCGCCCACGUCCUCGCUUUUUUUCCUGCUGCGCCUGCUCGCUGUCAGUACCUAGCCACGCCAUGGCGGACCCAGAAUCCUUGGGCUUUGAACACAUGGGCCUGGAUCCGCGGCUCUUGCAGGCUGUCGCUGACCUGGGAUGGUCGCGACCUACGUUGAUUCAGGAAAAGGCCAUCCCGCUGGCUCUGGAGGGGAAGGACCUGCUGGCUCGGGCCCGCACUGGUUCCGGGAAGACAGCCGCUUAUGCUAUUCCGAUGCUACAGCUGCUGCUCCACAGGAAGGCGACAGGUCCUGUGGUGGAACAGGCUGUGAGGGGCCUUGUCCUUGUUCCUACCAAGGAGCUGGCACGACAGGCUCAGUUCAUGAUUCAGCAGCUGUCUGCCUACUGUGCUCGGGAUGUGCGGGUGGCCAAUGUCUCAGCUGCUGAAGACUCAGCUUCUCAGAGAGCUGUACUGAUGGAGAAACCAGAUGUAGUGGUAGGGACUCCAUCCCGUAUAUUAAGCCACUUGCAACAAGACAACUUGAAACUGCGUGACUCCCUGGAGCUGUUGGUGGUGGAUGAGGCUGAUCUUCUUUUUUCCUUUGGCUUUGAGGAAGAACUGAAGAGUCUUCUCUGUCACUUGCCCCGGAUUUACCAGGCUUUUCUCAUGUCAGCUACAUUUAAUGAGGAUGUACAAGCAUUAAAGGAACUGGUACUACAUAACCCGAUAACCCUCAAGUUACAGGAGUCUCAGCUUCCAGGACCAGACCAGUUACAGCAGUUUCAGGUGGUCUGUGAGACAGAGGAAGACAAAUUCCUGCUGCUGUAUGCUCUCCUCAAGUUGUCACUGAUUCGAGGCAAGUCCCUGCUCUUUGUCAAUACUCUAGAGCGAAGUUACCGGCUCCGCCUAUUCCUGGAGCAGUUCAGCAUCCCCACCUGCGUGCUCAAUGGAGAACUUCCCCUGCGCUCCAGGUGCCACAUCAUCUCACAGUUCAACCAAGGCUUCUAUGACUGUGUCAUAGCAACAGAUGCUGAAGUCCUGGGAGCCCCAGCCAAGGGCAAGCGACAAGGACGAGGGCCCAAAGGAAACAAGGCCUCUGAUCCAGAGUCAGGAGUGGCGCGGGGCAUAGACUUCCACCAUGUGUCUGCUGUGCUCAAUUUUGAUCUCCCCUCCGCCCCAGAGGCAUACAUCCAUCGAGCUGGCAGGACAGCGCGAGCCAACAACCCAGGCAUAGUUUUGACCUUUGUGUUACCCACAGAGCAGUCACACUUGGGCAAGAUCGAGGAACUUCUUCGUGGAGAAGGCGAGGCCCCGGUCCUGCUUCCCUACCAGUUCCGAAUGGAGGAGAUCGAGGGUUUCCGUUAUCGCUGCAGGGAUGCCAUGCGCUCAGUGACUAAGCAGUCCAUUCGGGAAGCAAGACUGAAGGAGAUUAAGGAGGAGCUUCUGCACUCAGAGAAACUUAAGACAUACUUUGAAGACAACCCUAGGGAUCUCCAGCUGCUGCGACAUGACCUGCCUUUGCACCCCGCAGUCGUGAAGCCUCACCUGGGCAAUGUGCCUGACUACCUGGUCCCUCCUGCUCUUCGUGACCUUGUACGCCCUCAUAAGAAGCGGAAGAAGAUGUCCUCCUGCAGAAAGGCUAAGAAAGUGAAGACCCAGAACCCACUGCACAACUUCAAGCACAGAGGAAGGAAAUCCAAACCAACAGCCAUGCCCUCCUGAGGUCACCUGGGUCUGAGUUCAGAGCAGAGUGGGCUUCCUCGCCUGGAUGGAGUGGGCUUCCCACACUGCACAAGGGCACACUCUGGUGCUUGCUGUCUGGAGAGACUGAACUCUGCGGAGGCAGCACGGGACCCUACAGUUCUGCCAAGCUGCCAUUUGCCCCUUAACAGAAUAAAGGCUGUGCCUCUGG